Messenger RNA from Lycium ferocissimum, 2543 nucleotides. RefSeq names its product probable nucleoredoxin 1. The record is from RefSeq and is a predicted model, not a curated record. Lineage: Eukaryota; Viridiplantae; Streptophyta; Magnoliopsida; Solanales; Solanaceae. Bases 212 to 1858 code for a protein of 548 amino acids. The transcript is spliced from 5 exons.
AUAAUAUGGUAACACAUUGAAAUAAAAUGCCAUUCAAAGUUUGGUCUAGGCAGGGCCGGCCAGGUUGAAAGUUCAGAUGAAAUUGACCGGCAAGUGCUCACUGUCCCUGAUAAGGUUAUCCAUUUCCUUUAAGAGAGAACCAAACAGUAUACAAAUCAAAUGAAACAUGUUGAAUAUUGUCAUUUUUGAAAGCUAUAGGAAUCAGUAACUGAUGGCUAUGGCAAUUGAUCAAGAAAGUUCUGCUAAUGAUCUCACAAUUGUACUGUCUUCAAAGGAAAGAGACUUUCUAAUACGUAGAAACGGCGAACAGGUUAAGAUUAAUAGCUUAAAAGAAAAGAUUGUGGGCUUGUAUUUCUGCGGUUCGUGGUGUGGUCCAUGUCGCCAGUUUACACCAAAGUUGGUGGAAACUUAUGAGGAUAUUUAUCCUAAAGGUGACUCUGAAAUAGUGUUUGUUUCAUCUGAUAAAGAUGAAAAGUCGUUUAUUGAACACUUAGGAAAAAUGCCAUGGCUUGCUGUUCCAUUUUCUGAUGCUGAGGCGCGUAAGAACUUAAAACAGUUGUUCAAAGUAAGGGCAAUUCCACAUCUUGUGUUUCUUGAUGGGACAGGCAAAGUUUUGAGCAACGAGGGCGUUAAAUUUAUCAAACACUUUGGUCCUGAAGCCUAUCCAUUUACAUCAGAAAGAGUUAAUUACUUGAGGUUGGAAGAAGAGAGGGCUAAAGAAAAUCAGUCUUUGACGUCUCUUUUAGUCUAUGGAUCCCGCGAUUUUUUGAUCUCAAAUGAUGGGAACAAGAUUUCUGUGUCUGAACUUGAACGGAAAACAGUUUGCCUAUAUUUUGCAAUGAGUAGUCAUAGAGAGUGCAAGAACUUCACCUUGAAGUUAAAAGAGGUAUACGAAAAUCUUAAAAGAAAGAACUUUGAAAUUGUGCUGAUAUCUCUGGAUGAAAAAUAUGAGGAUUUUAAGGAAAGCUUUGGAAGAAUGCCAUGGUUGGCUUUACCUUUCAAUGAUAAGAACUGUGAGAGGCUGGUUCGGUACUUUGAGCAUAAACUCCGACCACAGCUUGUCAUAAUAAGUCCUGAUGGGAAGACUCUGCAGAAAAAUGCAGUUAAAUUUGUCGAAGAAUAUGGUGAUGAAGCCUUUCCUUUCACACAAGAAAAGCUUGUUACUUUGGCUAAUCUAAAGAAGAAGAAACUCGAAGCACAAACAUUAGAGUCCAUUCUUGUUACUGCAGAUCGAAAUUUUGUCAUUUCAAAUGGUGGUUUAAAGGUUCCUGUGUGCAAUCUAGUAGGGAACAACAUUAUACUGUAUUUUGCAGCAAGUUGGAGUCUCCCAAGUCGAGAAUUUCUACCCAAAUUCGUAACUGCAUACCAAGAAAUCAAGAAGAAAGAUGAAACAUUCGAAGUGAUUUUCAUCUCUAGUGAUCAAGAUGAACCUUCCUUUAAUGACUUCUUUUCAAAUAUGCCUUGGUUAGCACUCCCUUUCGACGAUGAAAGGAAGGCGUUUCUUUCAGGCAGAUUCAACAUUGUUGGCAUUCCAGUGGCCAUAGCCAUAAGUCCUAGUGGCUGCACUGUAAAUACACAAGUAAGGCAUCUGCUAGAGAUGCACGGUGCAGGAGCCUAUCCGUUUACGGAAGAACACAUAAAGAAUUUGCAGCAACAACUCGACAAGAAUACAAUGGGUUGGCCUAAGAAAAGCAGAGAUGAAAUUGAUCACAAUGAGCAUGAACUUGCAUUAAUACACCAGCAAGUGUAUCUUUGCAGUGGGUGCAAGGAGAUGGGGUACGGGUGGUCGUUCUUCUGCAAACAUUGUAAUUAUGGGCUUCAUCCAAAAUGUGCUGCAAAACAAGAUGAGAUGAACUGAAACUAAGUGUUUUAUGAAAACCCCCAAAUUCCCUUUUAAGGGUUAUGGUCACUCAACUGAUAGUUAUUAUCUCAGAAAGUCACCAAUUUCAUUCAACUAAGGGAGUGAUUUUCUGAGAUAAUAACUACUACUAUAUUAUUUUUAGUGACCAUCUCAGAAAUCAACUCCCCAUUUUAGUAACAUAGAUUCACUUUAACCUUAUAUGUGACCUCCAAUUCAUCUUGUGAUUAAACAUCUGGCUUAUAUUCAAAACUGUGAUUUGUGUAAUUUGUAUAAUUUACGUCUGAGCUUCUAAUAAUUAGUGGUUAGUUCAUGAUAAUUAUGUCUUUAUGUACGGCGGUGAAUGGUUCUUCGGAUCGAUUACAGAUUCUCAGCCCUGUCCUUUGAGUUCCACUCUGGUUGGCCUCUCUUGUUUCCAUCUUACAAUGAGAAGAUAGAGAGCAAAAUCUACCUUCUUCACAGAUUACAGAGCUACCGAGCUUCUCUUAAAUCCAAGUAGUUGAAAAACGAGGGUAAAUGAAUGCGUCAAGGCAGCGAACAGGACAACUACAUUUGUUUUUCACAUUUUGUUUUUUUUCCUCCAUGAGAUGACUAAAAGGUGCUAGAUGCACUAAAGUCAAACCGGAUAAAGAAAGCAGUUAUCCUAUGUGUAAACCUUGUUGUAGGAGCAGGCCGGUCUAAGUUU